Ipomoea nil (Japanese morning glory) is the source of this 2379-nucleotide messenger RNA. RefSeq lists its product as uncharacterized. Bases 1 to 2379 code for a protein of 792 amino acids. Gene Ontology annotation, biological process: telomere maintenance; DNA repair. The transcript has 4 exons. NCBI's taxonomy places the organism in Eukaryota, Viridiplantae, Streptophyta, Magnoliopsida, Solanales, Convolvulaceae. Gene Ontology annotation, molecular function: DNA helicase activity. The record is from RefSeq and is a predicted model, not a curated record.
AUGGUUGAAUCUGCUAGGUUGUGUUAUAUAAGGGCAAAUCAAAAAGGUUUGAGAUGUGACGCAUACAAAGGUCUCUCAGAUGCCUUGACUAGAGGUGAGGUUCAACCCAGCAGUCAAGGCAAAAGAAUAACAUUACCAUCAAGUUUUACCGGCGGUGCAAGGUACAUGAUACAAAACUAUCAAGAUGCUAUGGCUAUUUGUCGGUUUAUAGGUUAUCCAAACCUAUUCAUUACAUUUACAUGCAAUCCUAAAUGGCUUGAGAUUCAACGAUUUUUGGAGAAAAGGAACUUGAAGGUAGAAGAUAGGCCAGACAUAGUUUGUCGUGUGUUCAAGAUGAAAUUGGAUGCAAUGAUCAAAGACAUUAAAAAAGGAGCCGUGUCAAAGCUGCAUGAUGGUUUCUCUAGCCCAACAUUCAUGGAUUCGAUUAUUUCUGCUGAGAUUUCGGAUAAGCGUACCGACUUCCUAUUUUAUACGGCAGUUGAGGAAUUCAUGGUUCAUGGACCUUGCGGUCAUGCUAAAAGGAAUUCACCAUGUAUGGUAAAUGACAAGUGUUCAAAACAUUUCCCUAAGAGAUUCAUUGAUGCAUCCCAAUUUGAUCAAGAUGGUUACCCGUUGUACCGUAGACGAAAUGACAGCAGGGUGGUAAAAAAGAGCGGUAUAGAGCUGGAUAACAGUUAUAUUGUACCUCAUAAUCGAUACUUACUAUUGAAGUACAAGGCUCACAUUAAUGUUGAAUGGUGCAACCAAUCACGGUCAAUCAAGUAUUUGUUCAAGUACGUUAACAAAGGUAAUGACCGUGUCACUGCUGAGUUUUAUAAGACCACGACUGAUGAUAUUGGUAAUGAAGUUGUAAAUGAAAUCAACAUGUACUACGAUUGCCGAUACAUUUCUGCGUGUGAAGCAAUGUGGCGCUUAUUUAGUUUCGAGGUGCAAUAUAGAACCCCUCCAGUUGAGAGGCUAAGCUUUCACCUCCCGGAUUGCCAAUCUGUUGUUUUCCAAGACGAUGAUAGCAUUGAUCGCGUUUUGAAUAGGGAAUCAGUUGCAGAAAGUAUGUUCAAUGGAUGGUUCAUAGCAAAUCAAAAGUAUGCAGAAGCGAGGCAGUUAAGUUACAUCGAGAUGCCUACAAAAUUUGUUUGGAAAAAGGACAUUCGUGAAUGGCAUCCAAGAAAGAAGGGCUUUUCCAUUGGGCGGAUAUUAUAUGUUCCACCAGCCUCAGACUUGUGUUUAACUGACGAUGAGAAGAAAAACUAUGGGCUACUUGAGUUGGACAAAUUGUUGGAACAACAGAAUAGAUCUUUAAAGGAUUACCACCCCAUGCCUAUUCCAGAGAUGGCUAACUCUAGAUUGGUCCAGAAUAGAUUGUUGUUUGAAGAGUUAUCAUAUGAUCGUGAGUUUCUACAACAAGAAGCUCUUGAGUUGUGUGAAAAAUUGACAGAAGAGCAGAGAAUUAUUUAUGAUACUGUUUUAGACGAUAUUUCAAGUAAACGGGGUGGUUUGUUUUUUGUAUAUGGGUAUGGUGGCACUGGUAAAACAUUCAUGUGGCGAGCAUUAUCUUCUGAACUACGGUCUAAAGGCCAGAUUGUUUUAAAUGUGGCAUCAAGUGGUAUAGCUUCGUUGUUGUUGCCUGGUGGACGAACUGCACACUCAAGUUGCAGGAUAAUGAGGCUCACAAAGAACUUGCGCUUGAAUGCUAUGCAAGACCCUGUAGAACAACAAGCUACGCAAGAAUUUGCAAAUUGGAUAGCUUCAAUUGGUGAUGGUAAGAUUGGUGGACCUAAUGAUGGGUAUGCAGAAGUAGAAAUACCCAGUACUAUGUUACUAGCGUCCAAUGGUGACCAUAUUGAAACAAUUGUUAGAAGUACAUUUCCUAUUUUUGCAAAUGGUAAUUCUAAUGCAAGUUAUCUGCAAGGGCGUGCUAUUUUGGCACCUACCCUAGAGGUAGUAAACUCAGUGAAUGAGUAUAUGAGUGAGUUGCAUACGGCUGAAAGUAGAACAUAUUUUAGUUGCGACACAAUAUGCAAAGUUGAUGCAGAUGCUGGAAUACUUGGUGAUGUGCAUACACCUGAAAUUUUAAAUGGCAUUAGAGCUUCAGGUAUUCCAAACCAUGCACUAACCCUAAAGAUUGGUUCACCAGUCAUGUUGUUAAGAAAUAUUGAUCACUCAGUUGGUUUGUGUAAUGGUACGCGAUUGGUAAUCACCAAGUUAGCAGACCGUGUAAUUGAAGCUGAAUUAAUGGAUGGUGCUAACAAAGGAACAAAAGUACUGAUACCCAGAAUGUCAAUGUCACCGUCUGAUACCAGGCUGCCAUUCAAGUUUCAACGAAGACAAUUCCCGUUGAUGUUAUCAUAUGCAAUGACUAUUAACAAAAGUCAAGGUUAA